Messenger RNA from Equus caballus (horse), 5250 nucleotides. RefSeq names its product MCF.2 cell line derived transforming sequence (gene MCF2). Gene Ontology annotation, biological process: intracellular signal transduction; dendrite development. Gene Ontology annotation, molecular function: guanyl-nucleotide exchange factor activity; protein binding. Gene Ontology annotation, cellular component: cytoplasm. NCBI's taxonomy places the organism in Eukaryota, Metazoa, Chordata, Mammalia, Perissodactyla, Equidae. The record is from RefSeq and is a predicted model, not a curated record.
GCCCCGACUCCCGCGUGCGGAUGGCGGCGGCAGGCUCCCGGCGCCCCCCGGGCUCGCCCACGCUGGCGGCCCGGCACGUGCCCCAGGCCUCGGCGCCGCAGACCCCCGUGCCGUGCGGCCGAACCCCGGGCCUGCCCCAGGACCAGGACGGCUGCUCGUUCGUGCCGAUCGCCCAUGCUAUCCCUCUGCAGGUGGACAUGGCCAUGGCCCUGCAGCGCGUGAGGAUUUCCGAGAAGUACGGCAAGAGCUACCUCUGCCUCCUGCAAGCGGUCUUCGUCGCAGAAACUGAGGUGCUCCUCCGUGUGAAGGAUAUCAGCCAUUUCUUAAUGCAAGACAUCGCCUUCUUGUCUGGUGGCCGGGGAAAGGACAAUGCUUGGAUCAUUACGUUUCCAGAAAAUUGUAAUUUCAGAUGUAUACCAGAAGAAGUGAUAGCAAAAGUGCUUACUUACUUGACAUCUAUUGCGAGGCAAAAUGGAUCUGACUCCCGAUUUACCAUUAUUGUUGACCGAAGAUUGGAUACUUGGUCUUCUCUCAAAAUCUCUCUCCAAAAAAUCUCAGCUUCCUUCCCUGGGAACUUGCACUUGGUUUUGGUUCUGCGUCCUACCAGUUUUCUUCAGCGAACUUUCACAGACAUUGGCUUUCGAUUUAGUCAGGAAGAUUUCAUGCUCAAAUUACCGGUUGUUAUGCUGAGCUCAGUUAGUGAUUUGCUGACAUACAUUGAUGACAAGCAGUUAACCCCUGAGUUAGGCGGCACCUUGCAGUACUGCCACAGUGAAUGGAUCAUCUUCAGAAAUGCUAUAGAAAAUUUUGCCCUCACAGUGAAAGAAAUGGCUCAGAUGUUACAGUCCUUUGGAACUGAACUGGCUGAGACAGAACUACCAGAUGAUAUUCCUUCCAUAGAAGAAAUUCUUGCAAUUCGUGCUGAAAGGUAUCACCUCUUAAAGAAUGACAUUACAGCUGUAACCAAAGAAGGAAAAAUUCUUCUGACGAAUCUGGAAGUGCCAAACGCUGAAAAAGCUGUCAGUUCAAGACUCGAUCAUCAUGAGCAAAUAAGUGGUGACUGGCAAACUAUUAAUAAAUUGCUGACUCAAGUACGCGAUAUGGAAACAGCUUUUGAUGGAUUUUGGGAAAAACACCAACUAAAAAUGGAGCAGUAUCUGCAGCUAUGGAAGUUUGAGCAGGAUUUUCAAGAGCUUGUGAGUGAUGUUGAACUUCUAUUAAACCAACAAGCAGAGUUGGCAGAUGUAACAGGGAAUAUAGCGCAAGUAAAACAAAAAAUAAAAAAGUUGGAAAAAUUAGAUGAAAAUUCUCAGGAUCUGUUAGCAAAGGCCCGCUUUGUGAUAUUACAUGGACACAGACUUGCAGCAAAUCACCAUUAUGCUCUUGAUUUGAUCUGCCAGAGGUGCAACGAGCUACGUUACCUAUCUGAUAUUUUGGUUGAUGAGAUCAAAGCCAAACGGAUACAGCUCAGUAGGAUCUUCAAAAUGCAUAAACUCCUACAGCAGGCUCGUCAGUGCUGUGAUGAAGGAGAAUGUCUUCUAGCUAAUCAGGAAACAGAUAAGUUUCAGUCUAAAGAAGAUGCUCAGAAAGCCCUCCAGGACAUUGAAAAUUUUCUUGAAAUGGCUGUGCCCUUUAUAAAUUAUGAUCCUGAAACUCUACAGUAUGAAUUUGAUGUAAUUUUAUCUCCUGAACUCAAGGUUCAAAUGCAGACUGUACAACUCAAGCUUGAAAACAUUCGAAGUAUUUUUGAGAACCAACAAGCUGGUUUUAGGAACCUGACAGAUAAGCGUGUGAGGCCUGUCCAGUUUGUGGUACCUGCUUCUGACAAUUUGAUAAGAUCUAGAGCAUCAUUUUUUUCACCUAAACAUGUGGGAGUUGGACACUCUUUCUUUCAAGCAUGUAAACUUUUUUCAAAAGGGAAGAAGACUUGGAGGCAAAAUCAGAGCAACUUAAAAAUUGAAGUGGUGCAUGAUUGUCGGGAGAAGAGAAGUUCUGGUCAAUCUUCCAGUUUGAACAAUGACAAUAGCUUGGAUGUUUUACAGAACCAUGUCCUAAAUGAGCUGAUCCAGACCGAGAGGGUGUAUGUUCGUGAGCUGUUUACUGUUUUGUUGGGCUAUAGAGCGGAGAUGGAUAAUCCAGACAUGUUUGAUCUUAUCCCACCUCUCCUGAGAAAUAAGAAGGAUGUUCUCUUUGGAAAUAUGGCAGAAAUAUAUGAAUUUCAUAACAACAUUUUCAUGAGCAGUCUGGAAAAUUGCGUUGAUGCUCCAGAAAGAGUGGGACCUUGUUUCCUGAAAAGGAAAGAUGAUUUUCAGAUGUAUGCAAAUUAUUGUCAGAAUAAGCCCAGAUCAGAGGCAAUUUGGAAGAAGUAUUCAGAAUGUGCCUUUUUCCAGGAAUGUCAAAGAAAAUUAAAACACAGACUUGGUCUGGAUUCCUAUUUACUCAAACCAGUGCAACGAAUCACUAAAUAUCAGUUACUCUUGAAGGAGCUGUUAAAAUAUAGCAAAGACUGUGAAGGAUCUAAACAAUUAAAGGAGGCGCUUGACACCAUGCUGGAUUUACUGAAGUCAGUUAACGACUCCAUGCAUCAGAUUGCAAUAAACGGCUAUAUUGGAAACUUAAAUGAGCUGGGCAAGAUGAUAACGCAAGGUGCCUUCAGCGUUUGGACUGGACACAAGAAAGGUGCUACAAAAAUGAAGGAUUUUGCUAGAUUCAAACCAAUGCAGCGACACCUUUUCUUGUACGAAAAAGCCAUUGUUUUUUGUAAACGGCGUGUUGAAAGUGGAGAAGGCUCUGAUAGAUACCCGUCGUACAGUUUUAAGCACUGUUUGAAAAUGGAUGAAGUUGGAAUCACUGAAUAUGUGAAAGGCGAUAACCGCAAGUUUGAAAUCUGGUAUGCCGGGAAGGAAGAAGUUUAUAUUGUCCAGGCUCCAAAUUUAGAUGUGAAGAUGACAUGGUUAAAAGAAAUAAGAAGUAUUUUGUUGAAGCAACAGGAACUUAUGACAGUUAAAAGGCGAGAGCAACAUAAUCAGUUAACAGAACAGGAUCAGCUUUCUUCACAGCAGAACAAUGAAAGGCAACGGAGAGCUUUCAUAGGCGCUGAGGAAACUGAGUCAGAACACCCCAGCAGUGUGGUGGAGGUUGGUGAGGCAAUGGCAUCGGUUCAGGCAGAAGCAAAUACAGUUUGGACCGAGAUUUCAUCACCUGCAGAAAUCUCUGAAGAACCUCAGGAAUGGUCAACCAGUUAUUUCUACUCUUCUUAUGAUGACAAUGAAGAAGAACAGAGGCCCCUAAUGUCUCCAGGCAAAUAUAAAGCCCUAGCAGAUUGCAGGAAGAGAGGCUCAGAAGACCUCCUGAUUAGAAAUGGAGAUGUCAUUCAGCUUCUCCAUGAGGAUGCUGAGGGUCAAUGGUUGGUGAAAAAUCUAAACAGAAGAAAAGAAGGGCUGAUUCCAGGGAACAGUUUGCAGAUUUUAACCAGUGACUAUAGGUUUCGGAAUGCCAAAGUUACAGAUGCCGCUCUGAGUAAACACAAGGAAACUAAGUUCCACUUCAAUUAAAGGAGAAUGAAUAGACUUUUAAAAAUAAGAUUACCUUUGGAGGUGUGAACUAGAUUGUAUUUCUUAAAAGUGUUACAGAUAAACAGCCAAGAGUCAGGACGAGCCUCUGCUGCCCAUGACAUUCACAGAAUUUCCUCAGGACUGAGGUGGACUUCAUCAUUCCCAGUUUGUCUCAUUCUUGCAAGAAGCCAUCUUCACACCUUCCAUCCCCCCAGGUGAAAAGUGCCGUGUUAUUUUGUUUCCAAAUAGGGUUUUUCAUGGCAUGCGUUCAGAUUCCAUCUAAAAACUCGAAAUCAAUUAUUUUGAACAUUCACAGGUAAAAAGCUUUACCUGUAAUUUUCUUGAUAACUUUUCAGUAACAAAACAAAACAAAAAUCCAAAGAGAGAAGAGAGAUAAUCAGAGAUUUUAAAUCCCUUUGUUAAUUGACAAUUUAUUUUAUUAUUUAAUUCUGUUAUCUGUGUGACUAUAACGUACCAAAGGGAUAUGUUCUGAAGGACCUCUUUUGCACUUUGACUGGUAUUUAGGGUUUUCACAGUUGUCUUAUGGUUCUAAAAAGAUCCAAAGCUAAAAUUCUGUAGUUAGGAUGUGUUGAAGUUUACAUUUUAUGCAUUGAAAUUGAGAUACACGUGCCACAGCUUUAAGUUAAAUGUUCAUAUUUGCACAAGAGGUGUUCCUGUAACAAAGGUUUACUUUCCAGUGUCUUUACUUGCUUUUGAAUUUUCUAGAAAAAUCUAUUCUAGUAAAGGUUUUCUUAAGUUGCGUUGCGUUCCUUCCUAGGAUUUUUGUUUGAUGAUAAUGUAUAGAUGUCUUUCUUUAGAAUCUCUAAACAGUGUGACCACUUGUUUUAAAGCACAGGGCCAAGUUGUUGCAUGCAGUGUUGAAUUUAUGCUUGGAGUAUUUUAUAUUGUGGACCACUGAAGACAAUGGUUUGAAAUUGCUGCCUUUUGAAUCAUAGAUUGUGAGUGUUACUCUCAAGUUGGCAUAUUAGCUGCAUGUUUUUUGACGAAUAGUUUUACAGUAAACAAUAAACACAAUAACUAUAUAAUUCAUAAAUAUUUUCUUUUAAAUAGGUUUGUGUAUCAUAUCAAGAUGAUAGUUUAUGCCAGUGGUAUCAUUUGAUGUAACAAUUUGUAUGACAAAUGAAUUGUGUUUUAUUCAAAGAUACCUGAAAAUUAUCAAUCUUCUAAUGUCCAUUUGCUGGAAUUUAUGAUGGUUGAUUUAUAAUUCACUCAUGAAAAUGUCCAUAUAUUUGAUACUUAGUUAAUGUUUCUGCAACAAUACCAACAGCAACAAAACAAAGUUAAAAUACAUCUCUUUUGUGUGCUGAUCCUGGGGUUAGGAGACAGAAUUAGGAGAGAAAAUUUUUGAAUAAUUAUGUCCCUCUGCACAAAACGUUUUAAUUUCAUGGUAUUAAACUAGGGAUUUUAAUCAUUUAAGACAGUACUGAGCUCUAUAGAUUCAAACAUACAGUUAUAGUCUUUUAAUGUUUUAAUCACUGUACAAUGAAUGCUAUAUUUGUAUAUGUAUUUGUAUAUGUAACUGCACUGUAUUAAUUUUAUUGGGCUAUAAAUGUGUGUUACUAUAAAACAUAGCAGCAAUUUCCCUUUAAGUCUUCAAAAUUUAAUUACAUUGUAAAUGUACUUACAAUGUAAAUGUACUUGUGUUAAUUCCACAUUAAAAAUAUCCAACCUUAAA